AUGGCGACUAAAUCUACAGUCCCAAUCCCUGAGCCACCGCAACUCCCGUUCUUUGGGUAUGUUACCGGCGUCGACCCUGAAAAUACUCUCAUAUCGUUUGCUAGAAUUUCGGAGAAGUAUGGCGAGAUCUUCCGAGCACGCGUGCCAGGAGCUAGCCUAGUAUUUCUAAGCACACAUGCAUUGGUUGAUGAGGUUUGCGAUGAAAAGAGGUUUCAGAAGAAGCCCAAUGAUGUUUUAACACAACUCAGGGCAGGUCUUCACGACGGAUUGUUUACGGCAACAAACGAUGAGCCGAACUGGGGCAUCGCCCAUCGUGUUUUAAUGCCAGCUUUUGGACCGAAAGGUAUCCGCGACAUGUUCGACGAGAUGAAAGACAUAGGUUCACAGCUUGCCUUGAAAUGGGCCAGACACGGGCCAUAUGCAAGAAUCAACGCACCCCAAGACUUCACACGCCUUACUCUCGACACAAUCGCCCUUUGCUCUAUGGGAUUCCGAUUCAAUAGCUUCUACUCCGAGAAUUUACACCCGUUCGUCAACUCCAUGACGGAAUUCCUUCUAGAGAGCGGACGCAGGUCCCAGCGACUACCGCUUCCUUCCUUCAUUUAUCGGACACAAGACAAGAUAUACGAAUCCCAUAUUGCCGUCCUCGCCGAGACAGCCCAGGCCGUCUUAGACGAGCGCCUUGCGGAUCCCGGGAACGAGCGGAAAGACCUGCUCUCAGCUAUGCUUAAAGGACGAGACUCACUUAGUGGACAGAAAAUGAGUGAUGCUUCCAUUAUCAAUAACCUGAUCACAUUUCUGGUUGCUGGGCACGAAACUACAUCUGGGAUGUUGUCAUACGCUAUGUAUAGAUUAUUGAAGAACCCAGAUACUUACCGCAAGGUGCAACAAGAAGUUGAUCAAGUUAUCGGCAAAGGUCCUGUGACGGUACAGCACAUGCAAAAACUCCCAUAUAUCACAGCAGUUCUCCGCGAAGCACUACGCUUAGAUUCGCCAAUCCCGAUAUUCUCAAUAAGCCCCGUAGAGGAUACAUUGCUUGCUGGAAAAUACCAAGUCCACAAAGGAGAAUUUAUCCAAUGUCUUCUCAGCAAAGCACAUCUCGAUCCAACAGUGUUCGAAGAUCCUAUGGCCUUCAAACCAGAAAGGAUGCUUGACGAGAACUUCAGUAAAUUACCAAAGAAUGCGUGGAAACCAUUUGGUAACGGUGCUAGAGCCUGUAUUGGUCGACCAUUCGCGAUGCAGGAGGCCAUCCUUACUAUGGCUAUCCUCUUCCAGAAUUUCAACUUCGUCCUAGCAGAUGCAGACUAUGAGUUGCGAAAUAAACAGACUCUGACCAUCAAACCCGAUAAUUUCUUCAUACGAGCCAUAUUACGCGACAACUUAGAUCCCGUUAAGCUUGAGCAUCGACUUUCCGGGAUCGCAUCAGUGUCGGACAAGCCGAAGACAAGUACAAAUGGCCUAGAACAUAAGCAUACGGGUCAUGAUCAGCAGCCCAUUGCUAUCCUGUACGGCUCCAACAGCGGCACUUGCGAGUCAAUGGCUCAGCGGUUAGCUUUUGAUGCUGCUUCCUAUGGGUAUAGAGUAUCUACUCUGGACUGUAUGGAUGCUGCAGUAGAAAAGCUCCCAGAGAAUCAGCCCAUUAUCUUUAUAACAGCAAGUUAUGAAGGACAACCUCCAGAUAAUGCGGCCCAAUUUGUUUCUUGGAUUGACGGCAUCAAAGACAAGUCAGCUCUCCGCGGAUCAUCAUACGCAGUCUUUGGAUGUGGCCAUCACGAUUGGUCUCAGACAUUCCACCGAAUUCCUAUACUCAUAAAUACAAGACUGGAAGACCUCGGUGCAACGAAUAUUGCGGAACUGGGCCUUGCGGAUGUGGCCCGGGAAGAUCCAUUUGUUGCUUUUGAGACAUGGGAAGAUAAUGUGCUCUGGCCAGCCCUAAAUAUGUUGAGUGCCAGCAAGGGAUCGGACGGGCGGCCGGGAAUACACCAUGCAUCAUUGACAGUGGAUGUAUCCAAUACGCGCCCAUCUAUACUUAAACAGAGUGUAGAAGAGGGGCGUAUACUCGCGGCCAAAUUUCUAACUGCAGACGGCGAACCUGCAAAGAAACAUGUGGAAAUCCAGCUCCCGGCCGGCGUGACCUAUAUGCCUGGGGACUACUUGUCCGUCCUACCUAUUAACCCCAAGGAAACGGUCCAAAGAGCCAUGCGUAGACUUGGAUUGCCGUGGGAUACAAGCAUCAGAAUCUCGGGUACCGGUAUAAGGCUACCUACCAACGAACUAGUACCUGCUAGUAGUAUAUUGAGCGACUUCGUAGAGCUCGCCCAGCCAGCCACCAAACGGAAUAUCCUCGCGUUGGCUGAUGCAACCGAUAGCGAGGACGACCGUAAAGUGCUGAAGAACUUAACCACCGAAAACUACGACGCGGAAGUACUUGCAAAGAGAGCAUCGGUAUUAGACUUACUAGAAAUGUUUCCCUCUGUCAACUUAGGUCUGGGAUCCUUUCUGGCGAUGCUCCCACCGAUGCGUCUUCGCCAAUACUCUAUCUCGUCGUCGCCCCUAGAGGACCCUCUAAAGGUCUCUAUUACUUUCUCUUUGGUCUCGGGACGCGCCAAAUCUGGCCGAGGAAACUACAUAGGCGUCGCGAGCUCCUACCUGGGAGGCCUUGAAACUAACGAUAGACUCCGCGUGUCUGUGCGGCCGUCUCAUAUGGCUUUUCAUCUGCCAGAUACUCCGGAGAAGACGCCACUGAUUCUCGUUGCAGCGGGAAGCGGCAUAGCGCCUUUCCGUGGCUUCAUUCAACAUCGUGCUGUGAUGAUCAGAUCAGGCCGUAAACUAGCCCCAGCUGUACUAUAUCAUGGUUGUCGGGAACCGGGUAAGGAUGACUUGUAUUCCGCAGAGUUUACCGAGUGGGAAAAGGCUGGAGCUGUUAUAAUUAAGCGAGCGUUUAGUCGAACACCGGAGGAGUCGGGCGGAUCCAAGUAUGUGCAAGACAUCGUAUGGGCGGAUCGACUCGGUUUUCUCCAAUUGUGGCAAGAGGGUGCACAGCUCUACAUUUGUGGCUCGCGGAAGGUCAGCCAGGGGGUUGAAAAGGUCAUCAAAGAUAUACGCCAAGAAGAAUCGAAGAUAAAGGGCGAGUACCUGAGCGACGAGGACGCGAAAAUAUGGUGGGAUGAGUUGAGAAAUGUACGAUACGCCACCGACGUGUUUGACUAA
Messenger RNA from Daldinia vernicosa, 3210 nucleotides. RefSeq names its product bifunctional P-450:NADPH-P450 reductase. Gene Ontology annotation, cellular component: cytosol. The record is from RefSeq and is a predicted model, not a curated record. Gene Ontology annotation, molecular function: iron ion binding; NADPH-hemoprotein reductase activity; flavin adenine dinucleotide binding. NCBI's taxonomy places the organism in Eukaryota, Fungi, Ascomycota, Sordariomycetes, Xylariales, Hypoxylaceae. The transcript has 7 exons. Bases 1 to 3210 code for a protein of 1069 amino acids.